AUGGGUAGGGAAUCUAUUUAGGAACGGUUCACAUCAGCUAGGUUCAGUCACAUUCCCAGGCGCAGUGAACAACAUACAGCAUACCAAAUUGUUCAAAGAAAUGGCAUUACUAUUUUAUGUAGUGUUGUGCCUGUCUGUCUGGACUGGGUUCUGUCAAAUACCAGUCAACAACACUCCUGCAAUAAACCCUUCCAGUCUGGCUGCGAAACUGACCACUAAUUCAGUGAUACUGACGUCCCCAAGUUGUUACUUCGACAGUCUGGCCAAUUUGCCCUGCAAUUCUACUACUACCUGUGAAUUAUGGCUCGUAGCGGCCAUAGAUACAGGAGUCAGCAAUUAUGAUGCCGACAAGAACAGGUCCUUCAUUGACACCCUCUCUCCUUAUCCAACCGCCUUCUCUUCCAACACCUCAAAGAAAUACUUCCUGACCAAGUUGGGGCUUCAGAAAGACUACCCCUGCCCCAUCGUCGCUGGAACAGACUACUUCAGGGUUGGCUCUGACGGUAGCUGUUCCACUACGAACUGUAAUGGAAUAUUGCCUGUUGGCUCCACUGCCAGAUUUAGGUAUGUUCUUAUCAACCCAGAGAACAAAACAGUUGUUGCAGAGAGUUUGUGGUCCAACAACAUCACUCUUUACCCUUUGAAAGACCUUGAAAGCAUUGGGAAUGGCUUUGCUGGAAGGUCUGCGUCCAUGAUUGUCAUUACAUCUAUCCUGUGUUCCUUCCUGGCCUUGCUGCUGCUGCUAUUGCUCAUCAUGCUGAGCUAUGUCCUUUGCUGUCGGAAGGAGAAAAAGGAAAUCCAAGUUUCAGGAUCAGUGCGCAUGUAUGACACUCACAACUUGAAGGAGCCUUCCCCCUAUGUAAACCGUGCUUAUGAGGAUGAGCCACAGAGACCCACAGCCAUUAGCCCCAUUAGGCUCAAGAGCUACACUGACUAUGAUUUGAAAAAACCAGCCACAGAAUUGUAGUAAGUGUUUAUGAGAGGAAAAUGUUGCACUUAGUGGUUUAUUGACACAACAUCAAUUUCUUACUGUCAUUCAUGAUCAAUAUGUUUAUGAUAUUCAGGCUGGGGGUUUGAUAGCUAUUUAGAGGUCUAAUUUUGUUGCUUCAUUUAAAAUAGCUGGAGUCGAGUCCUAUGUUUAAAAUACAAUGUUAAAUUCACGUUAUAGGCUAAAUUUCUUUGGAGGCAAUGACUUGUGUCAUAAAUAUAAUCUAUUUAGACAAAAAAAUAUGCAAUUGAGUGCACCAAGCUAAUCAAAACUCAAUUUUUUAACUAUAUAUUUAUAGUUUUUUUUCUCCCUUUUUACAAUAAUCAAAAUAGAAAGAGACGUUCAUAAUACUCAAUUUCUCUCAUAUCUCCUAUAUGCUGUCAUCAUUGCUGUGUAGUGUGUAAAUGGGUCAUUUUAUGAAAAUGAACAUUAAAAAAAAAUGUUUACCAAACUUUGUCAGAUAAUAGCUAACCCCUUAACAUUUUAAAUCAACAUAAAUGACAGCUGGGGGUGAUGCCUGUGCUGAAAGGACUAGUAAUAAAGGACUGCUAACCUACAAAGCAUUACAUGGGCUUGCUUCUACCUAUCUCUCCGAUCUGGUCCUGCCGUACAUACCUACACGUAUGCUAAGGUCACAAGACGGAGGCCUACCCUGCUGGUCAUCUUUGAACGUUUGAACAUCAUGGCCAUGUACUGUUAUGAUCUCCAUCCGCCACAGCCAGAAGAGGACUGGCCACCCCUCAGAGCCUGGUUCCUCUCUAGGUUUCUUCCCAGGUUCCUGCCCUUCUAGGCAGUUUUUCCUAGCCACCAUGCUUCUACAUCUGCAUUGCUUGCUGUUUGGGGUUUUUGGCUGGGUUUCUGUAUAGCACUUUGUGACAUCUGCUGAUGUAAGAAGGGCUUUAUAAAUACAUGUGAUUGAUUGACUAGUAAAGGCCUAGUGCACUACUUUUGUGAUUUAAAAAAAACGAAAUGUAUUCAAGCUUUUACCAGCAUUGCCAUUAAUGCAUAAUUUCCAAUAUAUUUUUUUCUUUAUUAUUUUCCUCUAACCCUAGCAUCCCUCACCUAAUUAGAGUAAACUAAUGGACAACAACACUUAGGUUUCUACUUCCAGCUUAUACAUACUAUAUACAUUUUACGGACACAGUAUAUUUUACAAUAGUUAUCUUUUGUUUGUUUUUAUUCCCAUCCUACAUCUCCACUCAACUCCUCCCAUCUACCUCUGAAUACCAUCCAGUUUUUAUUUCUAUGUGCCAUAUAUUUUUAAACUGUGCUGUGAUGUUCCACAAAAGUUCUGUACCUUUCUAUUCUCAUAGAUCCUACAUGAUUGUAAAUUGAAAAUACACUUUUUUUUGCUAAAGGUAUUAUUAUAUUA
Molecule: messenger RNA, 2360 nt
Organism: Oncorhynchus gorbuscha (pink salmon)
Lineage: Eukaryota; Metazoa; Chordata; Actinopteri; Salmoniformes; Salmonidae
Product: uroplakin-3b-like protein 1
Exons: 6
Coding region: 101-967 (288 amino acids)
Source: RefSeq, a predicted model, not a curated record